Molecule: messenger RNA, 1463 nt
Organism: Capsella rubella
Lineage: Eukaryota; Viridiplantae; Streptophyta; Magnoliopsida; Brassicales; Brassicaceae
Product: glutathionyl-hydroquinone reductase YqjG
Exons: 6
Coding region: 168-1244 (358 amino acids)
Cellular component (GO): cytoplasm
Molecular function (GO): glutathione transferase activity
Source: RefSeq, a predicted model, not a curated record
GCAACGGUGUGUACUUAUUGAAUUUUCCUUCGAAAGCAUCCAAAUUCACAGGUGGGCGUGACAGAAGCAGUGACAUACUCCGUCGCCAUAAUUGACUCUGUAGCCUUUGGGACUCUGUAUAUUUAAACUCAUCAGGUGACUCUUUUUAUGUAUAUAGCUCCUGGUUGAUGUCUUAUUCCACAAUCAUUAGCAACAACAGCUUGCUCUCUCUCGCUACAAAGUUCAGUACUCGUGGAUCUCGUCUUCAGCUUCAGUGUACACUAUCAAUGGCUCGCUCUGCGGUAGAUGAGACAUCAGAUUCAGGAGCUUUUCAACGAACCGCAUCGACAUUCCGGAACUUCGUUUCAAAAGACUCAAAUUCUCAGUUUCCAGCUGAGUCUGGUAGAUACCAUCUUUACAUAUCGUAUGCUUGUCCAUGGGCUUCUAGAUGCCUUUCAUACUUGAAGAUCAAAGGACUUGACGAUGCAAUAAGCUUCUCGUCUGUAAAACCCAUUUGGGGAAGAACCAAAGAAACUGAUGAGCAUAUGGGAUGGGUCUUUCCGGGUUCAGAUUCUGAGGUUCAAGGAGCUGAUCCUGACCAUCUUAAUGGUGCUAAGAGUGUAAGAGAACUCUAUGAGAUUGCUAGCCCGAACUACACCGGAAAGUAUACGGUUCCUGUUCUGUGGGAUAAGAAGCUCAAAACUGUUGUUAACAACGAGAGUGCAGAAAUAAUCCGGAUGUUCAACACUGAGUUCAAUCAUAUUGCGGGAAAUCCUGAUCUUGACCUUUACCCUUCUCAUCUCCAAGCAAAAAUCGAUGAAACUAAUGAAUGGAUCUACAAUGGGAUAAAUAACGGUGUCUAUAGAUGCGGGUUUGCAAAGAAACAAGAACCUUAUGAGGAGGCAGUUGAGCAAGUUUAUGAAGCAUUAGAUAGAUGCGAGGAGAUUCUUGGAAAACAUCGGUACAUCUGUGGUAACACUUUGACUGAAACAGAUAUCAGAUUGUUUGUCACCCUUAUAAGAUUUGACGAGGUUUAUGCAGUCCACUUCAAAUGCAACAAGAAACUCUUAAGGGAGUAUCCGAAUCUGUUCAACUACACAAAAGACAUAUUCCAGGUCCCCGGAAUGAGUAGCACGGUGAACAUGAAUCACAUCAAGCAUCAUUACUAUGGAAGCCACCCGUCGAUUAACCCUUUCGGAAUUGUCCCACAAGGACCAAACAUCGACUACACUUCGCCUCAUGAUCGACACAGAUUCUCCAAAUGAAAAACAUCUCAUCAAAGAAUAAAGUUGAGUUGUGUCUUCUGAAAGUUAAAACCAUCUUUACGAAAUAAUAGUAAGUUGUGUCUUUAACACUGUAAGUGAUUGAAAGUUCUAUGUUUAAGGUAAAAUAAAAGCUUUAUGUUUGAUAUGUUACAGUUAAGAAUCUCCACAGGUGAAAAUAAUGUAUGUUUGAAGUCUCAACAAAAUCUUCUUCGGCUCCAA